CAGAGAACAGCUCUGAUAACCCAGAGUUAAGACAGUAGCUUUCUCUUUCCGUCUCCGAACUGGUCACUCUUCCGAGAACGAGUUUUACUAAAAUAAGGUGUCCCUCCGGUUGAGCAGCGAUGUCGGCCAAAGCCAUCUCCGAGCAGACGGGGAAGGAGUUCCUCUACAAGUACAUCUGCACCUCGGCCGCUGUGCAGAACCGCUUCAAGUACGCCAACGUGACGGCCGACACCGACUGGGACUGCCUCACUCAGGAUCACCCCUGGCUGCUGACCGAGCGGCUGGUGGUGAAGCCUGACCAGCUGAUAAAACGCCGUGGCAAGCUGGGUCUGGUGGGCGUCAACCUGGACCUGAAUGGCGUGAAGGAGUGGCUGAAGCCCCGCCUCAUGAAGGAGACCACGGUGGGAAAGGCAACAGGCAUCCUGAAGAACUUCCUCAUAGAGCCUUUCGUACCUCAUAAGCAGGAGGAGGAGUUCUAUGUGUGCCUCUACGCCGCUCGCGAGGGCGACUACGUGCUCUUCCAUCACGAGGGUGGAGUGGACGUGGGGGACGUGGACGCCAAGGCGCAGAAGCUCCUGGUGGGAGUGGACGAGAAGCUGAGUGUGGACGCAGUGAGGAGUCGGCUGCUGUCUCACGUUAGCGCUGACAAGAGAGAGGUUCUGGCCAACUUUAUAGUGGGGCUCUUCAACCUGUAUGAGGACUUGUACUUCACUUACCUGGAGAUCAACCCCCUGGUGGUCACCAAAGAUGGCGUGUUCGUGCUGGAUAUGGCAGCCAAGAUCGAUGCCACUGCAGACUACAUUUGCAAGGCCAAGUGGGGUGACCUGGAGUUCCCCCCACCCUUUGGGAGAGAGGCAUACCCCGAGGAGGCCUAUAUUGCUGACCUGGAUGCCAAGAGUGGCGCCAGCCUGAAGCUGACCCUGCUGAACCCACGUGGAAGGAUCUGGACCAUGGUGGCAGGAGGAGGGGCGUCCGUGGUGUACAGUGACACCAUCUGUGACCUGGGCGGAGUCGACGAGCUGGCCAAUUACGGGGAGUAUUCAGGGGCACCUAGCGAGCAGCAGACCUACGACUACGCCAAGACCAUCCUGUCCCUGAUGACCCGGGAGAAACACCGUGAUGGGAAGGUCCUCAUCAUCGGAGGAAGCAUUGCCAACUUCACCAAUGUGGCAGCAACUUUUAAGGGCAUCGUGAGGGCCAUCAAAGACUACCAGGUCCCCCUGAAGGAGCACGAGGUCUCCAUCUUUGUGCGCCGUGGUGGCCCCAACUAUCAAGAGGGGCUGAGGGUAAUGGGAGAAGUGGGGAAGACCACUGGGAUCCCCAUCCAUGUCUUCGGCACUGAGACCCACAUGACCGCCAUCGUUGGCAUGGCACUGGGCCACCGGCCAAUCCCCAAUCAGCCACCCGCAGCCGCCCACACCGCCAACUUCCUGCUCAACUCCAGCGGCAGCUCCUCGACCCCAGUGACCAGCAGGACCUCCUCCUUCUCAGAGUCCAGAGCGGCGAGUGGCGCCUCGCCCUCAAAAAGGUCCAAACCGGGCGUCCCACCAGCUAAAGCCACCACGCUCUUCAGCAAAUACACCAAGUCCAUCGUGUGGGGCAUGCAGACGCGCGCGGUGCAGGGCAUGCUGGACUUUGACUACGUCUGCUCCCGGGAGGAGCCAUCCGUGGCUGCCAUGGUGUACCCCUUCACUGGGGACCACAGGCAGAAGUUCUACUGGGGACACAAGGAGAUCCUGCUGCCCGUUUACAAGAACAUGGGCGAUGCCAUGAAGAAGCACCCAGACGUGGACGUGCUCAUCAGCUUCGCCUCGCUGCGCUCAGCCUUCGACAGCACCAUGGAAACCAUGCAGUACCCCCAGAUCCACACCAUCGCCAUCAUUGCAGAGGGCAUCCCUGAAGCCCAAACCAGGAAACUGAUCAAGAGGGCGGACGAGAGAGGCGUCACCAUCAUUGGGCCAGCAACGGUGGGUGGGAUCAAGCCUGGGUGUUUUAAGAUCGGAAACACGGGGGGCAUGCUGGAUAACAUCCUGGCCUCUAAGCUGUACCGGCCAGGCAGCGUGGCCUAUGUGUCCCGCUCCGGCGGCAUGUCCAACGAGCUCAACAACAUCAUCUCCCGCACCACUGACGGCGUCUACGAGGGCGUGGCCAUCGGGGGCGACAGGUACCCAGGGUCCACGUUCAUGGACCACGUGCUGCGCUACCAGGACACCCCUGACGUGAAGAUGAUCGUGGUGCUGGGAGAGAUCGGGGGCACGGAGGAGUACAAGAUCUGCCGGGGCAUCCGGGAGGGCAGGAUCACCAAGCCCGUGGUCUGCUGGUGCAUCGGGACCUGCGCCACCAUGUUCGCCUCGGAGGUGCAGUUCGGCCAUGCCGGCGCCUGCGCCAACCAGGCCUCCGAGACCGCGGUGGCCAAGAACAAGGCCCUGCUGGAGGCCGGAGCCUUCGUGCCCAAAAGCUUUGAUGAGCUGGGUGACGUCAUCAAGAAGGUCUACGACGAUCUAGUUGCUAAGGGAGUCAUAGUUCCUGCAAAGGAGGUGCCCCCACCAACUGUGCCAAUGGACUACUCCUGGGCACGGGAGCUGGGCCUGAUCAGAAAGCCGGCGUCCUUCAUGACCAGCAUCUGCGAUGAGCGAGGCCAGGAGCUGCUCUACGCCGGCAUGCCCAUCACCGAGGUGUUCAAGGAGGAGAUGGGCCUGGGGGGAGUGCUGGGCCUGCUCUGGUUCCAGAGGAGGUUGCCACGCUAUGCUUGCCAGUUCAUUGAGAUGUGCCUGAUGGUCACAGCAGACCACGGCCCCGCCGUGUCCGGCGCCCAUAACACCAUCGUCUGCGCCCGUGCCGGGAAGGACCUCAUCUCCAGCCUGACGUCUGGGCUGCUCACCAUAGGUGACAGGUUUGGAGGGGCGCUGGAUGCAGCUGCCAAGCAGUUCAGUAAGGCCUUCGACAGCGGCCUGCUGCCCAUGGAAUUUGUCAACAAGAUGAAGAAGGAGGGCAGGCUGAUCAUGGGGAUCGGGCACCGGGUGAAGUCGAUCAACAACCCUGACAUGAGAGUUCAGAUCCUGAAGGACUUUGUGAAGCAGCACUUCCCUUCCACCCAACUGCUGGACUAUGCUCUGGACGUGGAGAAGAUCACCACCUCCAAGAAACCCAACCUCAUCCUGAACGUGGACGGCUUCAUCGGGGUGGCCUUCGUAGAUCUGCUGAGGACGUGUGGCGGAUUCACGCGGGACGAGGCUGAUGAGUUUGUGGAGAUCGGGGCUCUCAACGGAAUCUUUGUGCUGGGUAGAAGCAUGGGCUUUAUUGGACACUACUUGGAUCAGAAGAGGCUGAGGCAGGGCCUGUACCGCCAUCCAUGGGACGAUAUCUCCUAUGUGCUUCCUGAACACAUGUCCAUGUAACUAUGGCAGCUCUGCAUCCAGACCCUCAAGACCCAGGGUCAUAGUGUUUCACUUCUGUCACCAAUACAGCUGGUUAUUUAUAGAUUCUUCACAAGUCACAGCAGAUGGAGAUCCAUGACCACAACAGCUGAUUUAAGCCUGGAAGUCAGUUUAUGAGUCAAAAAGAACACGGCCUUUCGUAGAUCAAACUGAAUGAAUCAAUCAAAAUGUAAGAAGCUAAUGCAAGUUCAAACUGAGUGGUCACACCAGGAGGAUGCCAGGAACACUGUCAGUGUUCCACUUAAAACAGAGGCUGAAACACUAAUAAUAACUUAAUCGUAUUGUCUUUAUCACUGCAUUUCUUCUGUGGAGAUAAAUUGGAUCUUCUCAGGAUCUAAGAUCAUCUCAUGCUUACCUAUACAAAGAUGGUUGUUUUUCCCAUUCACAUACAGUAAAAUUCCUAAUACCUCUGCUGAUAUUACCUCUCUUAGUACUGCUGGUGUGAAUACACUGUAUAGCGGCGAGUGAUUGUGUUGCCUUAAGCUGGCUUAGAUAUAUCCUGUUUCAAUUAAAAGCAGUAGAAGCAUGGACCUGUAGAACAAAAAUAAAUAACUAACUGAAACAAUAGUUUUAUAUAGAGAGAUAUAUGUAAAUGUGUCACUGUUUAUGGAGGUCACACACAGUAAAAAAAAAUGCAGAAUGUAUGUGUUAGCCUUUAGUAUUACUUGGAAUUAUUAGCUAAAGAUACUUAACUUGCAUUUUGGCCAGUGGUGCAGAUUUAACCUAGAUCAGUUUACUUCUUAGAAGCAUGUUCCAUGGUCACAUGUCCCUCCUGAUCUGAAGAUCUGAUGGGGGUGCUUCUGAGCCUGUUACCUUGGAGAUUCUGACUGCUUAUCUGUGCCUGUUGGGAGAAGUAUAACCACCGUGUUCGUCGUCUCAGCCAAAACUAAGCUGAAUGUUUACUCAUUACAGUUUUAAAAGGGACCAUAGUAACUGAUAUGUUCCCUCUUUCUCUUCACUUCCUGUAGGCUGGCUUGAUCCCCAUGUGCAAUUGACUUUGUGACUUGUCCUUUGCGAUAGGUUCCCAGACAGGAUCCUGUCUGUAUUCAGUGUGCCAUACUUGUUGAGAAGAUGUCUGCACAUUUUAAAGAAACCACUGGUUCUGUUUAAAGAGAACCGUUGA
Messenger RNA from Megalops cyprinoides (Indo-Pacific tarpon), 4560 nucleotides. Its product is annotated as ATP-citrate synthase-like. Gene Ontology annotation, molecular function: ATP citrate synthase activity. The record is from RefSeq and is a predicted model, not a curated record. Gene Ontology annotation, biological process: citrate metabolic process; tricarboxylic acid cycle; fatty acid biosynthetic process. Bases 120 to 3398 code for a protein of 1092 amino acids. The transcript has 28 exons. Lineage: Eukaryota; Metazoa; Chordata; Actinopteri; Elopiformes; Megalopidae. Gene Ontology annotation, cellular component: cytosol.